AUGUUCAGCAAAGCAUGCACGAUCUGCCGGUUGCUGACGUCUUAUGUUCUUGUGCUUGUGCUGAUUAUUACUUUCCCAGCAGCUGAUGCUGCUGCAAGCUUUGAACAAGCAAAGGCAUCCUCCUCUCAAGGCCCUGAAUUUGAAGCGGCGCAGGCGCUGCAGCCUGGCCCCUCGUACUGGUGUAGCGCAGGGCAUCACACGGAUGAUGAACAAGUUGCGUUUAAUGAGGACAUUUUCUUUGACCACCCGCACACCGUGAAGGGCGUGAUGAUCAGCAUGCGCAAGGCUUUGCACGAUUACUUCGGUAUCAGCGAAGUAAAGCCAAUAGAGACUGGGGAGCCUCAGCUGAUGAUUGUGGCGGGAAUAACGAGCAAAGAGAGCGAAAUGUGUCUUCAGGUUAGCCGCCUUUUAAGCCUUCGGCAAACCACACUCUGCAUCACAACACGAAACAUCACCACCCCGCAACAACAAGAGAAAAAAAAUAACAAACAUCUCUCUUCUGCAGGGGGAGGCGCAGUGGUGCUGAGCAGCUGCGCAACAGCACUCGAAGAAGGCGAUGGCCGUUCGUCUUGGAGCGCAGAGCCGAACUCCCAGCUGCGCCUCCAGGCUUCGGGUUUCUUCUGCAUGACGCAAAAGGAAGUGCACGGCUCAGAGCCAGGCACAGGCGACAUUGCUGCAGCUUUGGGCGCCUCUGCUAGCUGCGAAAGCACCGCGGGGGACGAACACAAGCCUGCGCUGGCGCUAGAUAGAGACGUAAAUACCUUCUGGGCAUCAGGGGCCUUCCCGGACGCAGAGGAACACAUUGUAGCAUUUGAUCUUGACUUGGGUGAGAGACAUUCAUCAGAAAAACUGAACGAAACGAAAAAAAAGAAGAAAAAACAUUACAUUUGUACAUCGAUGCUCAGAGUGCUGCCUGAACAGACUGAUAGAGGGAGAGAGAAAGAGAUGUUAAUGAAUGGUUGCUGCUUGCUUAUCAGCGAUGUCGCAGAGAACGCUGCCAAUCCUUCUAACGUAACCCUGGAUAUGCUGCCUGGGGCUGCUGAGGCGCAGCACGUGCGCAUUCUAAUGACGCAUCCGCAUGCAACCAACGGGAAGAUAGACGAGGAGUUUGUCUAUGGAAUACGCGAGAUCUUCGCUCUGGCUAGCCGUAUGGAUACCGCAGUAGGGGAUUGCAAGGAAGCUGCAAACUCACAAGAUGCAAGAGAUAAAUACUUUCUUCUCCCCGUUCAUGAAUUCGAAGUAGAAAUGGCUGAAAAAAUAAACUCCAUUGAAGAAGAUGUCCUCCUCCGCUCCCGCACUCUCGGCAACAAAACCAAACAACUCAUCGAUAGCCGUCCAUUAGCAGAAACCUGCGUAUCAGAGAAAGAAGAGUUUAAGAAACGCGCAGAAGCACUAGAAGAAGAAACAACAGCUUUGCAUGCCUCUCUUCUGUCUGAUUCGCUGACCCCAAGAGGAGGGAGUAAUCCUGUUCAAUUGGGCUAUCUUCCGGGUACAUCAGAAGCAGGCACUAUAUAA
This is a messenger RNA of Eimeria acervulina, 1515 nucleotides long. RefSeq lists its product as hypothetical. NCBI's taxonomy places the organism in Eukaryota, Apicomplexa, Conoidasida, Eucoccidiorida, Eimeriidae. Bases 1 to 1515 code for a protein of 504 amino acids. The transcript has 4 exons. The record is from RefSeq and is a predicted model, not a curated record.